Molecule: messenger RNA, 842 nt
Organism: Cornus florida
Lineage: Eukaryota; Viridiplantae; Streptophyta; Magnoliopsida; Cornales; Cornaceae
Product: peroxisomal membrane protein PMP22-like
Exons: 7
Coding region: 80-637 (185 amino acids)
Cellular component (GO): cytoplasm; membrane
Source: RefSeq, a predicted model, not a curated record
GCAUUCCAAACUUUACCGCAGGAGUGUGUAAAAAAAAGAGAGAGCAACCGUCGUCUUCGUCUCUCUUGCUAUUCUAAAAAUGGCGUCAAUAGCGAAGAAUGGGUUGCAACAGUACUUGUUACAGCUUCGAUAUCAUCCUUUGAGAACCAAGGCAAUAACAGCCGGAGUGUUGUCGGCGGUCAGUGAUAUAGUGGCUCAGAAGAUCACCGGCAUAAAGAAACUUCAAAUCAGACGCCUUCUUCUCAAAGUGCUUUUUGGAUUUGUUUAUCUUGGGCCAUUUGGGCAUUUUCUUCACAUAUUACUGGAUAAACUUUUCAAAGGGAAGAAGGAUACAAAAACAAUAGCCAAGAAGGUGAUGGUGGAACAGUUGACAUCAUCUCCCUGGAACAACAUGCUUUUCAUGAUUUACUUUGGGUUAGUAAUUGAAGGAAGACCCUGGGUCCAUGUAAAAGCUAGAAUCAAGAAGGAAUAUCCGAGAGUGCAGUAUACAGCAUGGACGUUCUGGCCAGUGGUGGGAUGGAUAAAUCACCAGUAUGUGCCACUGCAGUUCCGCGUGAUCUUCCACAGUGUUGUUGCAUGUUGCUGGGGAAUAUUUUUGAAUCUGCGAGCACGGUCUGUGGCAUUGGCUAAAGUCUAGAAGUUGAGUGAAAGGAAUUUGUGGAUGAGUGUGUGCUUCAGAUUACCUUAACACAGUUAUGGGGAUGUUGUAUGUAGCUAAUAGUAGUAGAUGGUGAAGAGUGGUUGCACCACUGCUUUCUUCUCUUUUUUAUUUUCCCACACAUAGUAGUAUGUGUAAACAGAUGAACUAUUGCUUCUAUUGGAGAAACCAUGAACUCAGAAUA